Letharia columbiana is the source of this 1881-nucleotide messenger RNA. RefSeq lists its product as uncharacterized. Gene Ontology annotation, cellular component: core mediator complex; mediator complex. Gene Ontology annotation, molecular function: transcription coregulator activity. Lineage: Eukaryota; Fungi; Ascomycota; Lecanoromycetes; Lecanorales; Parmeliaceae. The transcript is spliced from 2 exons. The record is from RefSeq and is a predicted model, not a curated record. Bases 1 to 1881 code for a protein of 626 amino acids. Gene Ontology annotation, biological process: regulation of transcription by RNA polymerase II.
AUGCCUCACGAGCUUUCCCUUUCCCUCCAAGCCUUCCCAACCGUCGACAAAGACAAAGAAUCCCUCAAAUACCUCAUCUCACGCAUCAACCAACAAAAAGGCUCUUUCCGCAACGUAACCGAGCAGAGCCUCCAGGAGGAGAUACAGGCUCAAGAAGCAGGCAAUUCUGAUACGGAUAACCAAGAUGUUGUUGGGACGGGCGAAGAAGUUGAAGAUGUCAAGACCAAGCAGGAAGAGGUCACCAAGGCGCGAGAAGAUAUAGUCAAGCAGAUAGGACAAGCCUACAACGAAAGCGCCCAAGCCCUCGACUUCGUCUCCCUCCUGCUCUCCAAACAUGCCCCAGCCGCAGCUCAGACGACACUCUCUUCAUUUCUGCAGCAAACACUACCACUUGGAUCCCUAGGCGGAGAAGUCAUUCAAGCGCUUCAAGUACCGGAGCUGGAAAAGCACAAUCAGGAAAUGGUGUCCAUUGGCUGGAGGAUGCAAUCCCUGAACGGUACAGCAGACUCUUUGCUGAAAUCUGCGGCGAGGCUCGAAGAGGAGAUGGGCAGGGAGACUACUUAUUGGAAUCAGGUGCUCGCAGUGAAGGAUGAGGGCUGGUCGCUGAGCAGACUGCCACGGGAGAAGCAUACUCUUGGCGUCCGCUAUGGCUUCGCUGAAGCAUACGCCGACUUCCGAGACCGAGGACUUGCAGCACUCCGGCGAGAUGCCGACGGCAAUGUCAGCUUGGACCGUGGCCUCAGAUCAUCUGGAGACCAGACCCUACGAGUUCGAAUCCUGCAGCAGGGGGAGCCGAUUGCUUCGAGCACGACAGGCAGCGAGGGUAUUUCCGAAGAUGACUCGGUAACGAAAGAGAUACUCAGAGCUAGAAAUAGCAUAUUUGACGAAGAGUUACACCACGAGCUUCAUCGAGAGGCGCGAAACCUCCUCAAUCAAGGUGUUCGAUGCAGUGGCGGAAGAGUUCUGAUACCAUAUGAGACUGACAAGCAGGUUGAAAUCGACCUGGUCUCUCUGGAAGAUGAAGAUCUAGAAGCACCUGCUGGUGACAGUGCCAUUGCAGAUGCGAUUGCUCUGUCUCUACGUGUUCUCCUCUCCCAGGCCCACCGACAGAACCUACACAGACGCUCACAAAUACCACCACCACUCCGAGAAAAUAAACCUUCUCGACCAACAUACGCACUUCUCAAACCAGUCAUCGAACAUCUCCAACACCAAUUCCAAGUCGCUUCCCUCCAAGACUUCCUCUCAGGCCUUCAUAAAUCCCUCUCAGCAGCCAGUCUGCCCUUCUCGUUCAACCCACCAACGCCCCCACACAAUUUCGCAGCCCUCUCUACCAUCUCCGAUCAUCCAAACGGAUCCGUGGCCGAAACACUUCUCCAAUCCCUCACCUCGCCCCUCCACUCAACAACCACCCUGCACCUUCCCACCUCUUCCACAACAGCCGUGAUCGACAUCCACACCACGCUCCUCCCACCCCACCACAGCACAACCUACACCCUCACCAUACGCGCCUCGUCCCCAUCAACCACCCUCGCCGCCCUCCCAACCUCAACGCACCUCACAACCCUCUCGGCCGUCACCGAACACAUCAUCCACAUCCUCACCCUUUCCAUCCUCCAGCACACCGUCUCCAUGUUCCCAACAUGGCACGCCCCAUCCACCAUACACGGUUCGACACUGUCCCGGACGAAAGAGAAAAGCCACUUGGCCGAGAAGGCAUCGAUAAGUUUGACCGGAGACGGUUUGAGUCUAAAAUGGUGGCGAGGGGCGGGCGGGGACUGGAGGGUUGUUAGUUGGUAUGCUGCUGAUGGGCAGGGGAAUGAUGGUGGGCGUGGGGAGAAGAGACGGUUUGACGAGGUGUUUAAAGAGGAAGUUGAUUGA